GGAAACGGAGAAGCGGGUCAUGGAAAAAUGCAACGCUUGGAUUUUACGUAAUGUUGUAUAUGUUUGAUGCCAUCUCAGCAAGCAUUACAUGGCGCGUUUUAGAAGAAAGUAAAACUGGUACAUUGGUUGGAAAUUUAGGGCAAUUUACGCCGAAUUUUAGAAAUUAUGACUUGGUUACUUCAAGUAAGAAUUUUGUGUAUGAUAAAGCUACAGGAAAUGUAAACACAGCGCAAGCUAUUGAUAGAGAUGUGUUAUCUGGCCAGUGUGUAAAUGGGUCUGAACUUGAAAUAUUUCAGUUUACUUCAACAAUGAGUGGAGAUAAUGAUGUUCGUGUCAAAGUGUUUAUAGAUGAUAUUAAUGAUAACUCUCCACAGUUUGCUUCAGAAUUAUUUACAAGAGUCAUUCCUGAAGAAGCCAACAAAGGAUUCAAAGUGAGAAUCCCAAUUGCGCAGGAUAAAGAUUGUGGAAAUAAUGGGACAUUACAAUAUAAAAUAUUGAAUGCAAAUGAUUUCAUAAUAAAAUUAUCUACUAAUCAAGACUUCCUAGACAUAGUUACGACAGAAGAACUUGAUCGCGAAGUGAAAGAAUUUCACAUUCUAACCAUCCAGGCAUGUGAUUGUGGUAUUCCAUCAAGAUGCAACUCUACAAUCUUGAAUAUCACAGUAACUGACUAUAAUGACAAUAAACCAAUAUUUCAUGAUUUGAAAUCAGAAGUUGAAGUUGAAGAGAAUUGUAAUGCUGGGUCAAAGUUUAUCAUGGCAUUAAGUGUUUCAGAUAAAGAUAGUGGGAAAAAUGGGCAGUUUACCUUAUCUGUGUCCGAUGGGUUUGAAUAUCGUGGAUUAUUUGAUAUUACUGCUAACAAUGAUCUUGUAUCAACAAAAUGUUUGACAUAUGAUAAGAAUAGACCAUAUAUUGACAUUGUUAUCAAUGCAGUUGAUCACGGUGAUCCUGUGCAACGUAAUGCUGUGGCUAUUCGGAUUGUUGUUGUUGAUAUAAAUGACCAUUCUCCUGUACUUUCAGUGGCUGACACAAAACCCGUUUCUGAAAAUACACAUGUUGAACAUUAUGUGCGUAUAAUAGUAGCCACUGAUCGUGAUGAUGAUGCAAAUGCAAAUGUUAGUUUGAAAAUCAUUAAUGGCAAUCCAAAAGAUAAAUUCUAUUUGUCAAAAUUGUCUGCUCCAGGUUAUUUGUUCUAUUUGAAAUUCAAAGGAACAUUAGAUCGUGAAGACAUUUCUGUGUAUAAUAUCACAAUUGAAGGAUCAGAUCAUGGCACUCCACCUCGGACAUCCUAUAUUAACAUAAUUAUAGAAGUUGUUGAUCAAAAUGAUAACCAUCCAAAUUGUUCAUUUCCAAAGGAAACCAUAUCCCUUUCAGAGUCUUUGCCUAUUGGAUCAUUUGUAACUAUUGUGCAAGGCAUAGACAAAGAUGAAGGACGAAACAGUGAAAUUAAAUAUAGUCUGGCUAGUGGGCAUAACUCUGGGAUGUUUAAAAUCAUUGAAAGUUCUGGAUUAAUAACCACAACUGCUCUUCUGGAUUAUGAAAUACGAACAUUAAUUACAUUACGAGUUAAUGUUGAAGAUAAUGGCAAUCCAAAAUUAUCAUCAUUUUGUUUAUUGACAAUCAAUAUUACAGAUAUUAAUGACAACAAACCAUUAUUUACAAAUACAACAUUUAACUUUAAUGUACGUGAGGAUGUUGCUGUCAACUCAGUUGUUGCUAAUUUGUCUGCUUUUGAUGCUGAUGCAGGGAUGAAUUCCAAGUUAACUUUUCUUAUAUUGUUUCCAUCAGCUGUUGUUGAAAAAACAUUUUACUUAAACAAUGAUACUGGAGCAAUACAGAUUCUUAUGGCAUUGGAUAGAGAGCAUCAUGAUUUUUAUCAGUUUCAGGUAUUGGUCCACAACAAUGGCAAUCCAAGGUUAUCGUCAACAGCAACUGUUGAAUUUACCAUUUUGGACAUUAAUGAUAACCAUCCAGUGUUUUAUCCAAGCCAAUACUAUGUUAAUGUUUAUACUAAUCAAUCUGUUGGGUUUAUUGCUAGUGUUACAGCAGUGGAUCUUGAUAAGAAUGAUGUCAUUUCUUAUGAAAUUGUUAAAAAGGAUCCAAUGAAUGCCUUAGUCAAUGUGAAUCAGAGCACAGGAACAGUGGCUUACACUGGGAUAUCUCAACUGGAUGCAAAUGAUGUGUUUGCUGUGAACCUUAUUGCUAAAGAUAGUAAAGGACAUGUUUCAAAUAUUUCACUGUUGUAUCUCACUGUUAUAGCACCUGAAGAUGAUUUACCUCAGUUCACAAUGGACUUGUACUACUUUGAUAUUAAGGAAAAUGUCCAACAUGGAACUUACAUUGGGAAAGUCAAAGCAACAAGUAAAACAAAAGUUGAUAUUUUGUAUUAUAUUUACAGUGGUGAUCCAGAUGGUAUAUUUUUCAUCAAUGAACAUGGCGAAAUCAGGACAUCUAGUAAUGUGGAUCACGAGAAACAACAUUUGUUUGAUUUACAAGUUAAUGCGAGGACAUCAGGAAGGAGAGUUCUGAUUGGCAUGGCAUCAGUUGUUAUUGUUGUUGAGGAUGUGAAUGAUAAUCGGCCAGAAUUCCAGUAUCCACAUAAAUUGAUUACAGUGAAGAACAGUGCUCCUGUUGGUUCAAUUGUGUUUAAAGUAAGAGCAUUAGAUCCUGAUUCAGGCAAUGGAGGUAUUGUAAAGUAUGAAAUGUUGCAUGGUAGUCAUCAAGAGUUCUCCAUUCUUUCCAGUGGAGAUGUUGUUGUUGCCAAUGAUUUAUCUGAUGUAUCAAAUUACUCUCCCAUGAUAAGUAUUGUUGCGUCAGAUUUUGGACUUCCACAACUUUCCUCUGUCCUAGAUCUUACUAUAAGUAUCAUUAAGGAAAAUAGUCACCCGCCAUUUAUUCAUAAAAACUUUGGUGUGAUUCCACUGUUAAGAAAUGUUCCUGUCAAUCAACUAUUUUUCAACGUAACAGCGUCGGAUCCAGAUAGUGAGGAUGGUGGUGAAAUAUGUUUUCAUUUGUCUGGUGCUGAUAAUGCAACAGAUUUCUUUGGGAUAUUUCCUGAAGGAAACUUGUAUGUUAAACAAUCAUUAUUCCUUACUAAUCAAUCAGAUUUUUCAUUGCAACUUAUUGUUACAGACAGAGGAAACCCCAGACUAAACGCCACAUCUCUCGUACACAUAUCUGUAUUAAGCAUGGAACACCAUCAGCAGCUUUUUCAAAAAGACAGUUUUAGAUUUAACAUUUAUGAAAAUGAACACUCUGAUACAGUUGUUGGGAAGCUGGACUUUGUGGCCACAUUUCAAAAUUUGGACGUGGAUUUGGUUGAAGUAUAUUCAUAUUUUACCUUUGAUCAUGUGACAAAUGAAAUCAAGAUUAAACAGGUUAUUGACCGUGAGCAAUUUAAACUUACAACUGGCAGUAAUAACUAUGUACUUUAUGCUAAAGCUUCGUACAAGAAUGAUUUUGGAUUACAUACUGUUGACCUUGCAACAAUUGUGGUUGAGGUGAAAGAUAGAAAUGAUAAUGUGCCUAUGUUCAGUCAAUCAAAUUACAUCGUUGAUAUUGAAGAAAGUGAACAAGUUGGAACAGUUAUCUCAAAAUUGAUAACGUAUGAUAAAGAUGAAGAUAAAAAUGCUGUGGUGAAUUUCUCUAUUGUUAGUUCAUCUCUUCCAGAUGCAGUCAUUGUAGAUGAGGACGGUAAGAUUGUUCUGAAUAAACCAUUGGAAAAUAAACAUUUUUUCUAUUUUAAUUUCUCAGUACAAGUUAUGAAUAUUGCCCCACCACAUUAUAAUUCAACUUGCUUCAUUGAAGUAAACAUCCACGAUGUAAAUAACAACAAACCACACUUUGCAAGGUUUUUAAUCUUGAAGAGUAUUGAGGAGAACUUUGCCAUUGGUCAGACAAUGUAUCAUGCAAAUGCUAGUGAUAGUGACUAUGGUAGAAAUAGCCGUUUGACAUACACAAUAAUAUCAGGAAAUCAAGAAAGCAAUUUUGAAAUUGAUCGUGAAUCUGGAGAGGUAAUUUUGGUUAGAGAACUUAACUUUGAGAAAAUUCAAAGUUAUGUUUUAACCAUUUCUGCAAAAGACAGUGGUAUUUGGCCUUUGUCUGCCACACAAAUUUUGAUUGUGAAUGUCACAGAUGUGAACGAUAAUGCCCCACAUUUUAUAAACUGCACGUCAGCUCUUAAGCUCCAGGAAAAUGCUCCAGUUGGCACUGUAAUUAUGCAAUGUUUAGCUGUUGAUAGCGAUGUUGGGGAUAACGGUAUUGUUCGUUACAGUAUUUCACGGGAUAAACCAACAGGUAACUACUUCAGAAUUAGUAACAAUGGAACUUUAUAUGUCAAUAAACCAUUAGACCGAGAACAGUUUCCAAUUUACAAGAUAGAGAUUAAAGCUGAAGAUAGUGCUAUACCAGAGACCUAUCGACUGAUGAGAACAAAAACAAUCACUAUUGAACUAGAAGAUGUCAACGACAACUCUCCGAGGUUUAUAUCCGCUCCAGCAAUGAGUUUUGACGAAUCAGCUUCAAAUGGCGACUAUGUUACUACAUUGAAAGCAUGGGAUCCGGACUUCGGAGCUAAUGGCAUAUUCACAUUUAGCAAAGGAUCAGGUGAUGAUGCUGCUUUCUUCCAAGUUGACGACAAUGGUCGAGUCACCUUCACAAAGUCACCUUCUGGAAAAAUUGUGUAUAAGUUAAAUGUAAUUGUCACCGAUUCCGGGACAAUGCAAAGAACAUCGGAACAAGAGUUGUCAGUGUUUAUGUAUAAAGAAGGUGGCUUGUCAUUCUUACAGAAUAGAUACUCAGCCGCCAUUGUAGAAAACGAGCCAGCAGGGACAUUUGUGAUUAAUGUAACUGCAGUUGCAACGAUACAUACUGAUGAUACAAAGGUACGUUAUUUCAUGACAAACGAUAGUAGUGAAGGUUUAUUUUCUGUUGAUUCUACUACUGGUGUAAUCACUAUAAAAGAUAGAAUAGACAGAGAAGGCAAAUAUGGACAUCAAGUAAACCUCGUGAUUUAUGCAGUAGACGUAAACAGCAAAACUCCCAAGUCAAUGUCAGUCCGUGUCUAUCUUACGAUACUUGACUUAAAUGACAACAUUCCAACAUUCACAAAGUACAGCUACGCAGAAGAUGUUUUUGAAAAUACCAAGAUUGGCAGCAAUAUACUAACAUUACAAGUUCGUGAUGACGACGAAAGCCAAAAUGGUUCAAUAGUGUACGAAAUUGUUAGUGGAAAUAGUAAAAGAGGUUUUCAUAUCAAUAACACAACCGGACAAAUUUCUGUAGCUAGUAAUCUUGACCGCGAAGUACAUUCUGUGUAUGUUCUCAAUGUAACAGUAUCUGAUAAUGGCGAACCAAGACUCAGCUCAUGGACAGUUGUAUCAAUCAAUAUAUUGGAUAUUAAUGAUAAUAUGCCAACAUUUCAGAGACUAAAUUACUCAUUUACUGUGGUAGAAAAUUAUCCUCUUGGGACUGUUAUUGGACGUACAGUUGCACACGAUCCGGAUUCCGGGGUGAAUGGCCAGGUUACGUACAGUUUAUCUGGGGAUGACGCAAGUUUGUUUAGUGUGAAUGCAAGAAUUGGGACAUUAAGAACUGCCUUCUCGUUUGAUAGAGAAAAGAUUGAUUUUUAUCUGUUUAAAGUAGUUGCUAGUGACAAAGGAAGCCCAACAGCGCUUUCAACAGUAGCCUGGGUUUAUGUUAGUAUUUUAGAUGAGAAUGAUAACAAACCGAAAUUCAACUCGAAUCAACCCUAUAUAGCCACAGUGUUGGAGAACUCUAUGGUUGGAACACCCGUGCUAAUUGUGAACGCUAGUGAUGAAGACGUUGGCCUUAAUUCAACACUUGUCUAUGCCGUAAGUGGAGGAGAUGACGAUAAAGCAUUCCGCAUUUCUAACCGUGGAACGUUGUUUACUGCGUCUGUUAUAGACAGGGAGAACGUUGCCCAAUAUAAUCUUGAAAUUACUGUAUCUGAUUCUGCCAGAAUCCACUCACAAAGGCGUACGUCUACAACAAUGGUCACUGUUAAUGUUGCAGACGUCAACGACCAUACACCGUAUUUUGUAUCAGAAGAUGUUAUUCAUGUGAGAGAAGAUCAGGAUUUGGCGAAACCUUUUGCUGCUAUUUUAGCAAAAGAUAAAGACACGGGUUUAAAUGGUAAAGUACUAUAUGAACUACAGGGAUAUGUCGCUAAAGCGUCCUUUCAAAUUGAUCAGAAUUCUGGUGAAUUAAGCUUGAGACAGACACUAGAUCGAGAGAAACUGGAAACAGUACAUAUUAACAUCACUGUGGAAGCAAAAGAUCGCGGACAACCUCCCAAACGAAAUCAACAACAUAUUCAGAUUAUUGUAGACGAUGUUAACGAUAACAUGCCAACUUUCCAACCUCAUUUGGCGCUUUUGAAUGUCUACGAAAAUAUCUCAAUUGGUAGUGAACUCUUACGUGUAGUUGCUGUUGAUGAAGACCAAGGUCUUAAUGGAAAAGUUGAGUAUGCCAUUACUGCGGGGAAUGUGAAUGGUACAUUUUCCAUCCACCCUACUGACGGAAUAAUCACUCUAAUAAAAUUUCUUGACCGUGAAAACUUGCAAAAUUACCAAAUUGACGUAACAGCGUUUGAUUUUGGAUCUCCUACACAAGAAAACAUCACUACAGUUCGUGUUCACGUACUAGACGUUAAUGACAAUGAACCUCGUUUUAAAAUUUCUCCGUCGUCAAAAUUUAUAAAAGAGAACAUUCAGUAUGUUGAGAACUUAGCUCAGUUUGUCGCUGUUGACGACGAUGAAGGCGAAAAUAGCGAAGUUGUGUACAGUAUACUAAAUCCAGUACGGAGUCCAUUCCUUUCCAUCGAUAAUGUGACAGGCGUUGUUUCCUUAGUUGUUCCACUUGACAGGGAAGUUCAGUCAAGUUAUUCAGUUAUAAUAGAAGCUAGAGAUAAGGGAACUCCUUCUCUGUAUACACAAACUAAAUUUAGCAUUUUUGUUAAAGAUGAAAAUGACAACAGUCCUGUGUUUGUUGAUGCAGACCUUAAACCAAGUAUCCUGGAGGGUUCUGCUGUGGGUUCCCAGCUCUGUGUGAUGAAUGCUACUGAUGCUGACUACGGAGUCAAUGCGGAUAUCUUUUAUGAGUUAGUGAACGACUUUGGCCGGUUCAGAAUUGACCCAAAUACUGGUGAAAUCUUCACAAUUGCUGUAUUAGACCGUGAAGUACAUGGAACAGAAUUUGAGCUAACUGUUAAAGCGACAGAUAAAGGAAAUCCAUCUCGUGCAACGUCUGCUACUGUCAUUGCACGUAUUGAAGAUACUGACGACAAUAAAGCAAUAUUUGAAAAAAAUAUGUAUUCAGCUUACAUUCCUGUGGGAGCUCCUAUUGGGACGUUUGUGACUGUAGUAUCAGCCUUAGAUGAAGACGAAGGGUUAAAUGGAAAGGUGAUUUACAAAAUUGAACGUAGUUCAAACGAAUUUCUAGUUCAGCCGGAUACUGGUCAUGUUUUGACGACAAGAAUACCAUCGUCUACCACAUAUACUAUAAAGAUUCAGGCAAUAAAUGCAAAUUCCAAUAUACUUCAAGACACAACUACAGUAGAUAUUACCACGACUACGAAACAUUUUCCUUUAUUCGAUAUUCCGGUUACAGUAUAUAACAUUUCUGAAGAUGCUAAGCCUGGAUAUUUUAUUCUUAAUGUAAAAGCGACUGAUAAUCCGUCGCUUCAAAUAGCAAGUGGAGACCCUGAUCAGCAUUUGUCACUUGACAUUGUCUCAAAAAAUCUGACCGUGAAUAAGAAUUUAGAUUACGAGGAAAAGCGGCGCUACAAUUUGUGGCUAAGGGCUAGCUUGAACACAAUCUACUCAACCUAUAUCAACAUUGAAGUAUUUGUUGUUGACUCUAACGAUAAUAUUCCACUGUUUGAGCAAUCGUACUACGAGGUAUCGUUGAUAGAAAACGAUAACACGAACGUCUCAGUGUCUUGUAUCAUUGCAGCAGACCGGGACUCUGGUGCAUUUGGUUUUGUUGAGUACAGGAUCCUUGAUGCAACAGCUUUAAACUGGUUUCGGAUGGAUAGAUAUACUGGUUGUAUUUAUACAACUCGUGGUAUUGAUAGAGAGCAGAAUAUUAGCUUUCAUUUCACUGUACAAGCCCGAGAUCAUGGAUUACCUCCCAAUGCAAAUAAUGCUUCAGUACAUGUCAAUAUUCUUGAUAGAAAUGACAACCCUCCAAUUUUGGACAAACUUUUAACAGUUUACCUAUCCGAAGAUAAACUACCACCUUUACUUGUUGAAACUGUUUUUGCCAACGAUAAGGAUGAAACGUCGAACCUUUUGUAUUCACUUGAACCGGAUGACACUUUUAAUAUUGAUUCAAUAACAGGGAAAGUAUCUCUUAUACAGAAGUUGGACAGAGAAAUGGUGGGACGCUAUCCGUUAACCGUCUCCGUCUCCGAUGGGAAGUUUUCAGACAAUACUCCGUUGACUGUUAUUAUUAAAGAUGUGGAUGAUAAUCCUCCAAGAUUUCAAAAAUCCUUUUACCAUGUAAAAUCUAUGGAGUUGCAGCCAGUGGGGAGUGUGGUAAUAAAAUUGAACAUAUCAGAUAAAGAUAUUGGUCAAAAUUCAGACGUCGUGUAUUCCUUCAAGCGAACACCAACCAGUGAAAUAUUUCGCAUUGAUUCAAGUGGAAUAAUUACAAUUGCUACUCAGCUUCGAUUUAUUAAGCCAAGAAAAGAUAAUGGUAUAACGAACCUUUAUAAUCUGACUGUUUAUGGCCAAAAUUCUAACCACCCAUCCGCUAAACCAACUGCAGCCAUCACUGUUGAAGUUACUGAUACUAACGACCACUACCCUGUAUUCGAAAGAAAUGAAUACUACACUUACAUCCCUAGUGUGUCGAAAAUAGGUACUAGAAUUAUUACAGUUCAUGCUGUUGACAAUUACGAUGUUGGACUCAAUAGUGAAGUGUCAUACGUGGAUGUAGGUGGAAAUGGAACAAGGAUGUUUUCAGUUGAGUCUUCGACAGGACACGUCACAGUUAAAUCUGACAUUAGCUCUGAGAAUGAUAAAUUGUUUUUACUUGAAAUACAAGCAACAGAUCAUGGCACACCAGUUCAAUUCUCACCAACAAAUGCCAAUGUUUUUAUCAUGGUAACCAUAGAAAAUCAACACUCUCCAAAGUUUGCCAAAAAGAGUUACAGCGAACAAUUGAAGGAAAAUUAUGAUGUUGGAAAAGAAUUUCUUCGUGUGGUCGCAACUGACAGUGAUAGCGGUAUCAAUGGGAAAAUCACAUACAGCAUUCUGCCUGGUAAGCAGGGGGAAUACUUCAAUGUUGACAGAAACACCGGCUCCAUUACAAUCGCAAAUGUAAAACUGGAUUAUGAAUACCUAAGACAGUACUCAUUCGAUGUUCAAGCAGAAGACGGUGCUCAAAACCCACGAACUGACCAAGCAAGCGUUACAGUAACUGUUACCGAUUAUAAUGAUAAUCUACCGGAAUUUCAGAAAUCAUUCUAUGAUGUAGAUGUAGUAGAAAACAAUGAAAUUGGUUCUGAGGUCGUUAUUGUAUCAGCAACUGAUCGAGAUACAGUUGGUAAUACUAUUACCUACAUGUUAGCAGGAAAAGAUAAGAACUUCUUUACAAUCGAUCAAAGUUCUGGAAAGAUAACAACAAACGUGAUAUUUGAUUAUGAAUCACGAACUAUGUUCAAUAUGACUGUCCUUGCAAAGGACAGCGCCGAUCCACAGAAAACCUCGGACUGUACAGUUCAUGUUAAAAUCCAGGGGAUAAACGAGUUUACGCCAGAAUUUAAGAAGAAGGCAUAUUUAUUCUCAGUUCUUGAAGAGGCACAUGUUGGAACUAUUGUUGGUCAAGUUUCAGCUACUGACCAUGAUGACGGGCCAGAUGGUGUUGUUCAGUUCAUCUUAGUUGACCCAAGUGGUCGGCAUAAUAAUUUUGACGUUGAUGAGUUUACUGGAAAUAUUUAUGUAUGUGGUCGACUCGACUUUGAAGCUGUAGACAUGGUUCAACUGACUGUUCUUGUGAAAAACCCUGCGCAAAGGAUUCUGAAUGCAGAUAAUACGGAUAAAGCAAGUGUAACGAUACAAAUUCAGAAUAGCAACGAUCCACCCAGAUUUUUAAAAGAUUUUAUGAAAGUUUCAGUUUAUGAAAAUGUUGCAGUUGGUAGCGUGCUUGGAAACUUUACUGCUGUAGAUGAAGACACCAAUAAGGAUUUCAUGUCACAUUUUAAGUAUGCGAUCUCAAGUGGUAACAUAAACAACGCAUUUAUACUAGAAACUGUUGGCAUAUCAGUUGUUAUUAAAACAAACAAACGUCUCGAUCGUGAAGUUACAGCGUUAUUUAAUUUGACCCUUGCUGCUACAGAUAUCAAUGAUCCACGUUUGCGUGGUUUUGCGCGUCUUAUUGUCGAAGUUAAAGAUGUAAACGACAAUCCGCCGUUCCUGAAACCUGGUAUUUGUCCUGGACAUAUCAAAGAAAACCUGCCAAAGGGAGCCGUGGUUUUACGCUUUGAUGCAAGUGAUAAAGAUAUUGAUCCAAACAAAGAUCCAUACACGUUUGAGAUUACAAACAGGGGACAUGUGCCAUUCGUUAUUAAUAAGUUCACUUCGGAACUUCAAACGUCUGAAAUGUUGGACAGGGAGAAUGUGCCUUUGUAUGUUUUACAAAUCAAGAUAUUAGACAGCGGGUACCCUAAGCAGUUUUCUAUUACUUCAUGUAAUGUGAUUGUUGAUGACGUCAAUGACAAUAGACCUUCUGGAGAUACUCUUAAUGUGAAGAUUAAUGUUCCUGUGACAGGAUAUCUUGGUGGAGUCAUUAGCGAUGUCAGUCCACUUGAUCUUGACGAGAUUAAGACGUAUACUUGUGAAAUUGAAAUAAACCAUAAAGAUAUCUUUGAAUUUCAACCUAAUUCUUGCAUAUUAAAGAUGAAAAAACCAAGCUUGAAAAAUUAUAUUCUCAACGUAGUUGCCCACGAUCCUCUUUACCACAUCCCGUAUUCACUAAACAUCUCUUUCAACACAAUUUCUGAAACAACCAGUGAAAAAAGUGUGAUAUUAAGACUUUCUGGUAUAUCUCCUGAACAGUUCUUGUCUGUAAUGAAGCAUCUGCCUUGUGUACCUGGAUACGAGAAACAAAUCUACAGUGUUCAGAAAGUUAGCUCUACUGUAACGGAUGUCUUGAUGGCUCACUUGCAAAACGGGGUUUAUAUUUCGCGAGAUAAACUAUCUCAAAUACUUACGAACUGCAUGAGUAGCUUGGAACGUAAACUUGGCGCGAAGGUUGUGGAUACAAACUAUAAUUUAUGUUCGACCCCAAAUCGUUGCGUUCAUGGCAAGUGUGAACGUUAUGUCGUGUUGUUAUCAGAAAACCGCACUAGUUUGUACUCUGGAACAGAAAUAUUUAUAUCUGCUUAUCAUAAAGCAACAUUCCGUUGUAUUUGCAACCCUGGUUAUUCUGGCGAGUAUUGUCAGCACUCCAACGAGGUAUGCGAAGGAGUACAGUGUAGAAAUACUGGCCAUUGUGUUCCAACUGACCAAGGUUUUAAAUGUCACUGUCCUCCUAAUUUCACUGGGAAAUUUUGUGGUAUUGCAAUGGAUUUAUGUGAUCCUAACCCGUGUAGCAAUACGUCUCGAUGUGUAAGCACACAUGAAGGACCGAAAUGUCAUUGCGAUUUCGGCGGUAGAGGGGAAAGAUGCGAGUUGUCAAGUAUUGGCUUUAAACCAUUGUCCUACAUGGCAUUUGCGAGCUUGUCAAGUACCAAUGAAAAAACAAAGGAUAACAUAUCAUUUCAGAUUGCUACAGUUGAGAGGAAUGCUUUAAUCGUAUAUAGCGCAGAUAGCAAUACUGAUGAAAAUUCUCAUUUUAUCGCUCUUGAGAUUAUUAAUGGGUUCUUGAGAUAUUCAUUAAAUCUUGGCAAUGGUGUUGUACGUAUUACUUCUGAUGUAAUUGUUUCUGAUGGUAUUUGGCACACUGUGGCUGCUGUGAGAGAUAAACAGGUGAGAAAAUAUAACAUAGAAUAUGUUACAUCUGAUAUCAAGAAAAAACAUCAUAUUGUCAACGCAAGAUGCUUUCGAUAUUUCAAUCAAAACACGGCACGUUUUCUCCAAAACCUCAAUUAGGCAUAACACGUAACUUUAAAGUGGAGAAAAGUCAAACAUAUCAUAGCUACACGUGCGUAACGCGUGUUUAUCCAGAAUCUAAAUGGUUAACAUUAGUUUGUGGUCGUUUAUCUUUGAACAUGCAACCGCCUCUGCAGUAUAUUUUUAUUUCUGUCCGGAAAAAGUAAAGUAAAUUACAUUUAUUCAUAGUCUGUUACAUUUUGUACUUAGAUUGGACAUUUGUACGUGGAUACUAAGGUUUUUUCUUCCAGUGGCAAAGCUGGCAAUACGUAAGUAUGAUGUAGUCGUAGUGCUUUAAUAGUUGUGUUAAGUAUAUUAUUUAAAACACGAGCAGGAGUGCUUUAUUAGAUAUAAAGCACGAGAGCGCAGCUCGAGUGUUUUAUAUCUGAUAAUGUACGGACUGCGACUCUGCGAGUGUUUUAAAUGGCUUAAAAACGACCCAUCUGGUGAGUUCAUUGGUUUAAUAUGUAAAUGCAUGAACAUGAUUUUUUAUCACAAAUGAAACCACCGACACGGCAGUGAUAAUUAUUGAAUCGAAUGAGAUGCCGACAAAAUCUCGAUAUUUACCCAUAACCCUAUGAACUUGUCGUUAGAUCUCGACAACCGUCCUUUGUAGCUCAGUUGGUUAGAGCGCUGCAUCGGAAUCGCAGGGCCGCAUUUUCGAUUCCUGCCAGGGAUCUAUAUGCUGUAAUUGUUAGGUCUAAUAAAUGUAUAUAAAUUUCCACUUGAUAAUUUCCAUCUACAAGACCCUUCAACUAAUCCCAACCUUGUACCCAGGGCAACUAACCCUUGAUAAUCCUGCCGAUACAGUAAAAGACCGAAAUAUAACUGAAAUGUUGUUCGGUACCCACUAGAUAGAAUAAGGUUCAGAUUUGACUUAGUGAAAGUCAAAUAUGAACCUUAUAUAAUAGAAGCUCAACCAGUAUAGCUGUCAAUUCGCAAAAAUUGGGGUGGGGGGAUUUAAAUUGCUACCAUUUUGUUGCUUUAUUUAAACUUUUUGCCUUGAAUUUCUUGCAAAUAUGCGUCAUUUGUAGCCCACCAAUGCUUUCAUUGGUGUAUAAUUAUUCUAACAGCUUUGUUAGACAGUUAUUAGCUACCAUCCAAAGGCUUUAAGAAAUUAUUUGGGGAGGGGUGCAGUCGCUUCUCCCCUCGCCAUCCAGAUAUCCGCCAUUGAACAAAUAUUGCGUUAUGUGGUGCAUAUUGUUAACACGUUUUCGUAAGCAGUUCGCAAUAAAAAGGAAUUUGGUACAGUGCAAAUUGUUGGUUCAAAUACUUAAGUUUUCUAGCAGUAUCUUAACGGUGUUUCUCUUUCGUCAAAUCUUUAGAAAACUUGACCUGGGCAGUUCACCACUGUAUAUUGGCGGCGUUUCGUCCUUGGACGUAAUAUUUGCUAAUUCUGAUCAUGUAUCUUCGUACGAUUUUGUUGGCUGCAUGCGAGAUAUUUACCUGAAUAACAUUGAACUUGAUGUAAAUAUGGCAGUAUCAAGAUAUGGAAUCACCAACAGUUGUCCUCGAGUUCCUGAAUGUGACCAGAACUUGUGUCAUGGCGGCAGCACAUGUAUUGAUAAAUGGUUCAACACACUUUGUCAGUGCACAAAUGAUGCAUAUGGUGGAUCGAAAUGCAACAAAAGUAAGUAGCUAACUAGUAAGUAGCUAAAAUAUCCUUGCUGUGUCGAAUUGUAGUUUCUUAAUUCGGAACUUCCUGGCAUGGUAUCCAUUAAACAAUAAAUCCAGAUUUGUCCAUGCGUAAAAUUGCUUGCAUGUUCAAGAGUCAACGUUAUUUCACAAAGGUCCAUUUUUCUUGCAGCACCUUAUGAUAAAGAAAUAUUGUACAUAGAAGCCGUAUUAUUUACAUAGAGAAUAAUACAUGGGUGCGCGGGAAUACCAGAUUUAUUUCGAGUGUUGAACAUGAUAUCAUGUUCAACACUCGAAAUAAAUCUGGUAUUUCCAAGCACCCUUGUAUUUUUCUGUUUAUUAUAUAAACAAAAUUCAGUGAAAAACAAUAAAACGUCCGUGGCAAUGCGUUUUACAACAAAUGAUAUUUUCACACGUAAAAAUAUCGUAUUUUUUACAAAAACUCUAUAUAACACUUAUGUUUAUAUAAUAAAAAACUAUACUUUAUGUCAACACUGCCUUGAAUUUUACACCCUUUCAAAAAGUACUCAGCCUAUAGGCUAUAAAGCCUCGUUUUCGUGAUUGAGAUCUUGGGCUUAGCGCCCUUUAUCUUGUGACAGGUGACGCCACACUUAGGAGAUCAUACAAUUAUAUUUAUAACAUAAAAGAGUUUUAUAUAUAAUUAGGUCGUAGCCUAUCUCCCAAUCCCGAAAACGAGGCUCUAUAGCCAAGUAUUUUCCGGAACGUUUCUCAGUUGGCUCAAUAUCUUGCAUGUGUCUAGGUUGAUUCUAUAUCAUUAUAUCAUUACUUUCGUGUCUCAAACGAAUUUACGCCUUCUUUAAUAUUAUCUUGUCUGCUUUUCAGAAGUGAAACCUCUAACAUUAUCAGAUGGAUCGGUACUGCGGUUUCAGUUCGAAGCUAGCUAUCAGCGCAAAACUGAGUUCUUAGAAAGACGCGAUCAGAGUCGUCGACGAAGAAAUGUGGAAAAUGUAGAGAGUUUCUCAAUGAACGUUAGAGUUAGAAAUGACGAUGGAUUCCUUUGGCGAGCACAAGAUAACAUGGGAAAUUAUACUCAGUUACAGGUACGUUUUCGCUACGUCUGACACGCGUUAUCAAUGGAAAUGAUUUUCCUAAAUAAUUUUUAAUUUUUCUUCUCGGUUCAAGCGAUGGUGCUUCUUUGUAUAGCAUACAAACUAUGAAACCUUAUGUGCCAUAUGAUUUACACACAUAAUGUCGUAAAAUUGUUCAAUGAAUAAAUGUAAUAAUUUACACUGUACCGCCAACGGAAAUUGCUUGCCUUAACAAGUUACACGCGUCUGUUAAUCAGAAUAUAUACAGUUAAAGUAUAAUUUGAUUUUGCAGUAAUCCAUCUUCUGAGUGGCAAGUCUACAUCACAACUUUCUUAGUUGCAUUAAUUAAUAUGUAAAUACAAUUGAAAUUAUCUUCAUUUGCUUGAUCGCUAGUUUGUAUGGGUUCAUGCACAUCACGUGGUUCGUAUAUAGUAAUCCAAGAAGCCCUUGGUCACCACGGCUAAAACAAACGUCAGUAGCUUUAUACUCUAUUUUUGUACAAAAUAUGCAAGAUGGCACCUGAUGAUCUGACGUUUACAAACGAUUAAUUGCUUCUUUUUGUGUGUGUUGGUGUAUAUGUACUCAGGUGAAUAUGAUGUUUGUGAUGUUACUCUGAGUGUGCAUCCACACUGGGCAAGCUGAAACGUUUUGCCUGACCACGGUGGGAAUCGAACCCGCGACCUUUGGGGUACUAGUCCAAUGCUCUACCAAUCGAGCUACGAGGUCAAGUCGGUCCGAAAUAUCACCACUCGAACCGACUUGACUUCGUAGCUCUGCUGGGAGAACAUUGGACUAAUAUCCCAAAGGUCGCGGGUUCGAUUCUCACCGUGGUCAGGCAAAACUUUUCAGCUUGCCCGGUGUGGAUGCACGUGCACUCAGAGUAACAUCACGAACAUGAUUAAUUGCUUUUUACUAUCAACAGUAUCUGGAUGUAGUACAGUGAAAGUACUUCUGUUAUCAUGAAUGCUGGGUUUGGUGGAUAAUGAACAUAUACAUGCAGUGUGUUAGCCAGAAGAUUAAAAAAUUCUGUAAUUUAAUGAAAAUGGGAAUUUCAGUUAGCCUGCGACAUUUAGGGGAAUAUCGUGCUUCUUAAGUGACGUUUGCGUGCCCUAGGCCCCUAGCGCCACCUGAGCUAAAUUGAAACUUUUGAAGUGCAAAUCAUCUGACAUUGUUUUUCUUACUAAAACAGACAAAUAUAUAUUUUAGGCUACUGCCAAUCCUCGCAACACUUACCUGGUACCCAAUUUUUCUUGACCAAAGUUUUGAAGUUUAACAAUCUUUUAUAUAUAUACUAGUUUAUUAUAGUUACGUUUUUGGCUGAUCUAAAUUCAUGUGAAAAUUGCUGGCUAAACGUAAUAUAUAUACAAGUUCAACCAAGUAUGAAGUGCGAAAACAUCUUUCAAGUUCACCAUAUCACAACCCGCACACCCGAAAAUCUAUAAAAAACAUGAACUUGCGGUUACAGCUCGACAACAGGCCUCUGUAGCUCAGUUGGUUAGAGCGCUGCACCGGAGGGCCGCAGAUUCAAUUCCUGUCAUGCAGAACCGCGUUCCUGGUUAGGCCUUAAAAAUUAUAUAUAUAUAUAUAUAUAUAUAUAUAUAUAUAUAUAUAUAUAUAUAUAUAUAUAUAUAUAUAUAUAUAUAUAUAUAUAUAUAUAUAUGUAUAUAUAUAUAUAUGUAUAUAUAUGUAUAUAUAUAUGCUCACGUGGAUUAUCCACCAAACUCAGCAUUCAAGUUCAACCAAGUGCCCGUGGAGUGCAAAAAACGUCUUAGAGAAAUCAACUGUAACUAAUAUUUAAUUUCUAUUUCUAGUUCAAGUCAGGACUUGUACAUUUAUCAUUGGGGAGCAAUGUCAAUGAAAAGCAACAACUGGUAAUAUCAAACAAGUAUGUAAAUAAUGGUUAUUGGUUUAACGUUUCUCUGACACGAGAUCUCUCAAGCAACGUUCUCACGUUGAACGUCAACGGCAGUCGGAAUGGAACACAAUCUAAAGAACCCUACGUGUUCCUCAGUGGAACAUGGACGUUUGGCAAUCUAAAGACGUCAGAUGAUUCUGUUAGCAGUUUCCAGGGAUGUUUAUCAAAGAUCAAAAUUAAUGGAGAAAUAAUAUCAUUAAAUGUCACUAAUCAGUACGGUGUAUUGACUCUUGAAGCAGGAAACUUGGUCAGUGGUUGUGAAUCACCAGAUUAUUGUGCGUCUAGUCCAUGUGCUGGCAACACCUGUGUAAAUAACUGGCAAUCCUAUUCAUGUAUAGCAUAUCUUGACAGUAAUGAUACGUUAAGCGUCGGAGCUAUUGCUGGCAUCGUUUUCUUCUGUAUUUUGGUCAUUGCUAUUAUUGUGGCCGUGAUUGCAGUAAAGAAGAGAAGGACUAGAAACGAGUUUGCCGCGAGAAUAUCUGGCAAAACAAACGCAGCAAUCGAACGAGAUAACUCAGGAAGUUCAAGUUCGGCGUCAUUGCCUUCUCGUAAGACACCUUCACGACAUAGCCUUAGUGAUAGUGGAGUAGAUAUACGAAACAGAAGCAGUUCUUUAUCACAUGAAAACUUGAACAAAACCAGUUCAUCCAGUACUAAUGUGAUUCCACUUGGGUCCCCUGAUGAAUACACAAUUGUGACGUCACAACAUGAUAGUGUAUCUGAUGAUGGAGAUAAAGGAUUUACCGACUCAGAAAGUGAAUAUGGAAAUAAUGCAGCUAAUCUUACUAUCUCAUCUCUCCCAUCUCGUCUGAAUAAUACUCAGCUCAAUCAACAACAGCCACCUUCAAAAGAAGCACCAAUGAAUUAUUACAAUAAAGUUCCGUUUCUAAUCAACCGAGGAUUUCGAAAAGAUCAGUAUCCAUCUUCAAGAUCAACAUCACCAUCUGAUGAACCAGAGAGCAUUGAAAUGCAGAAUUAUUCCAAUGAUAUUGAGAAUGCAGAACAAUAUAGUAUUGGCAAUGCAAGUUUUGCUACUUAUAGUGACUUGAAUGACCCAAGUUAUAAUCCAUCGCGGUAUUCAGAUGAUCGUAUGCGUUAUAAACCUUCUUUAGAACGAUUUUCAGAGUCAGAUGAUUCAAAUGAUGAGAGACAGUUAGAUAACAUGACCAAUUCAUUCGAACCUACAGCACAUCUUGAUAGUUCGGGAGAAAGUUCAGACGGUGGAUUCACUGCGAGUGAGUAUGAGUAUGAAGAGCGGCCAAGUUAUGAAGAUGAAGAAAUGAGAGGACCGAAAGGCACGAGGAGGAAUAGAGCAGAGUCGCACGGAAAUGGAAGUGAAGACAAGAAUGAAAUGAACGUUGAUGACCCAGUAGAUAUAGAUUCCAUUAACUUGGAUGAUAUUUUAAGACGGAGAACAAACACAAGCAGAGAUACAUAUCAAACUAUUUCUCGAUUAACAGAUGAUGAUGUGGAAAUAGUCUAA
Messenger RNA from Paramuricea clavata, 18198 nucleotides. The record is from the annotation of a GenBank genome assembly. Lineage: Eukaryota; Metazoa; Cnidaria; Anthozoa; Malacalcyonacea; Plexauridae.